Messenger RNA from Tigriopus californicus, 3476 nucleotides. Its product is annotated as roundabout homolog 1-like. Bases 30 to 3080 code for a protein of 1016 amino acids. The transcript is spliced from 13 exons. The record is from RefSeq and is a predicted model, not a curated record. NCBI's taxonomy places the organism in Eukaryota, Metazoa, Arthropoda, Copepoda, Harpacticoida, Harpacticidae. Gene Ontology annotation, molecular function: protein binding.
UCCGCUUUCUCGGCGUCCUCUUUGUCACGAUGGCCUUCUUGACUUGGCCUUCCAAGGGAGUUUUGGCAUUCGAUUCAGAUUCGUCGUCAGCGGAUGAAAUUGAUAUCAUGACCGUGGAGGGCGGACGAGCCGAGUUGCCGUGCAAUAUCUUGGCACCCACCCCAGGAGAUAGUGUUUAUUUAGUCCUAUGGUACAGGAAGGAGUCCCCUACUCCUAUUUAUAGUUUCGACUCUCGAAAAGGCCAAGAUGAGCCGGGUUCGGAUCGGCCGGAUCUUUGGUCCGAACCCACGGCCUUUGGGGAUCGGGCCCAUUUCCGCGUGUCUACCUCUCCGGCCAUGCUGAGUGUAACGGGCGUGCAACGCUUCGAUAAAGGCACUUACAUUUGUCGGGUGGACUUUCGACAAUCCCCCACAAUGUACCACAAUAUCAACUUGGAUGUCAUUGUUCCACCCCAAAAACCCUUGAUUAUUGAUGACAGGGGACAACAAGUGGAAGGCGACGUCGGAAUUGGACCAUUUCGAGAGGGCGAGAGUCUUUCCUUGGAGUGUAACGUUCCUGGAGGUCGGCCUUUGCCCAGCGUGUAUUGGUACUUGAACGACCAGCUUAUUGAUGGCACUUAUCAGCAGACCUACGAGCGAACCAUCAAAAAUGGUCUCUACAUCGAGAGAUUAAAGCGGGAACACACUCAAGGCAGACUCCGAUGCUUGGCCUCCAACAACAAUAUCACUAGACCCGUGGAGACGUCGGUGCAGCUCAAAAUGUUAUUUCCACCUCAAGGUGCCAAAAUCGAGAUGCCAAAUCAUCCCUUGACAGCGGGACGAGAAUACGCCAUCGCUUGUCAAGUGUGGGGCUCGAACCCGCCCGCUCGUAUCGAGUGGCACCGCGGGGCUUCCCAGGAUCUAAGACCUCUGAAUGCCUACAAUCAGACCUACUUAGAUGGUGGAAACGUGACUGUCAGUUGGAUUCGCCUAAUCCCCGAACCCAAUUUCCACUUACAAACGCUGACAUGUCGGGGCUCGAACGAGGAGCUCCUCACCGCCACAUCACAGAUCGUCGAGGACUACAAACGACUUGAGGUGUUCUUUGCGCCCACGGUGGAACUGUCCUUGGGAAGAAUGGUCAAUCCCACGGAUUUGGAGGAGGGCGAUGAUAUCUACUUUUCAUGUUCCAUAAAGGCUAAUCCGCCUGCUUACAAGCUUACCUGGUGGCACAACGGCGAGGAAGUGGUUCACGAUCUUUCGAAUGGGAUCAUCAUUUCCAAUCAAAGUUUGGUCCUCCAAAAAGUGACUCGUAAACAAGCUGGGAGUUACACGUGUGAGGCAUCCAAUGUGGAGGGUGACCAGGUCUCCAAACCAGUCGUGGUCACAAUCAUGUACAAACCCAUCUGUUUGCAAGAUCAGAAAACGAUUUACGGCGUGUCCGAAGGGGAGACGGCCCAUAUUUCAUGCCGAGUGGACGCCUAUCCUGAGGCAGACGUGUUCUCCUGGAGCUUCAACACGUCCAGUGGAGGCAUGGACCUGUCCAGAGAUUCCUAUACCAACCAAGGUUCCGCUUCGCUCCUCUCAUAUGUGCCCAAAUCGCAAAUGGAUUAUGGAACCGUAUUGUGUCGAGCUGGUAACCUGGUGGGCAGACAGGUGGUUCCGUGUGUGUUCCACGUCAUCCCUGCAGGUCCCCCAGAUCCUCCCAAGAAUUGCACACUUACCAACCAGACCCAAGACAGUCUGCAAGUGGACUGUCGAGAAGGCUUUAGCUCGGGAUUAAAGCAAGAAUUCCAUAUGGAAGUAUUUACACUCCCUGAGCAUCAACUUGUGGUGAACAUCACGGCCAGAAGCCCGAAACUCUUGGCCAGAGGUCUGCCACCGGAUUCCACGCUCUUCCUUCGAGUGUAUGCGUCCACUGCCAAAGGCCGGAGUCGAAGUGUCACCUUUGAAGGCUACACGUUGCAUAUGGCCGAUAAACAAACAGUGGUCCAUGGUUCGUCUCAAGCGGAAUUGGAAACGAGGCCGAAGGAUGAUCAAUGGCCUUUGAUGACUGUGGUGCUUUUGGGCGUGGCUCUGACUCUCCUUGUCAUCAUAUUCGUGAUCGGGUUCAUCGCUCGCAUUGGGAAACGAAUCCCACCCAGUUCCACCCAUCACCACGGAUCCCACCUUCACCAUCAUCCACACCAUAAAGGAGGUCCGGGUGGAUCGAAUGACAUAAUGUUGAGGCAUCGUGGCGACACGCUCAUCAACAAGGCCUUCCAGGACGUGGGCUCGGAUCAGCAAAGCACUCACAUGAUGGAGAUUGACAAAAGCCCUGACGUGAUUCCACAUUUCAACGGCCCAGUGAGUCCUCCACCUUCAACCAUCGAUGGUCAAGGGAGUUUUUCGGAUGAGACCAUGCUCAACAACAGACUACACCCGUACAACAACGCCAAUGGCAACCCUGACCCCUCCAUAAAGCUUAUGGGUGGAGAUCCCAUGACGAAACUUUACAAUUACUCCAAUGGCACGAAGAACGUCAAUAGUUUCCAGAAUCAGAAGCAAGACAACCUCUUAAGGUCUUCCAACUUGUAUAGUCCUGCAGGUACAUCAGAUUCAUCAGGGUUCUCGGAACGAGAUUCCACGGGCGGUUUUGGCCUAACGGGACCCAACGAACGCAACAUGUAUACCCUUCCUGCCCAUUCGGCCCUUCGUGUUCCCUUGAAUAACGCCACUCAGGCGAGCCACAACUUUGCGCCGGGUCACUUGUCUCACGAAACGAGUGGCGUGCUCCAUGGUGGGCGUGUUGGUUCCCCCAGCUACUUUAGCUACCACAAUCCCACCCUCAUGGCAUCGCCCUAUUCCACGCUUCCUCGCCGAAUGCCAAAUGGAACCAACGAGUUCUCGACCGUGAAUUCGAUUAGUGGCAAUCGUGGACGGAACUCGCCGUUGCUGAAUAUUGUGGAACACUCCAUGGACACAUUUCACACUGGGAGUCUUCAGAGGAACGUGUCCAUGUUAUCACCUUCAAUUGUGGGCACUACAAGCUCGACAAAAUCGAACAAGCUCGCCACCAAAGCCGCCUUACUCAAACCUGAUGACCGGGAAAGCUGCGUCUAGGACCUCCAAUACUGCAUCUCUUUUCCUACCGUGUUUUCCAUCUUGUCCCCUUUUAAAAUGACACUAAAAGUGUUUCCCGCCCAAGAUUACUCCAUAUAUAGAUGUUCAUGGUUAGACCAUAAUUCAGCUCAACCCUCUUAAUGACCCUCUCAUUUCAAUCGUUGUAAGUCGAAUUCAAAGGAACCUCAUGCCCAGACCAUCAAAACCUCAUGGUUUUCUACUUACGGAUGAACUUGUUCUUGUUUUUGUCUAGGCCGCUCAUCCCAGUUCCUGAUGAAUAUCAUACCAAGCAAUGGAAAAUUCAUUCUGUUCGAUGAUUCUACUACCAUUCGAAAUGUCUCUUUGUCACUUUAUUAUCAUCAUACCCUGUUGGUAAUAAAACAGUAAAAUUUUAAA